This is a messenger RNA of Rhea pennata, 4371 nucleotides long. RefSeq names its product glutathione S-transferase C-terminal domain containing (gene GSTCD). Bases 180 to 2063 code for a protein of 627 amino acids. The transcript is spliced from 16 exons. Lineage: Eukaryota; Metazoa; Chordata; Aves; Rheiformes; Rheidae. Gene Ontology annotation, cellular component: cytoplasm. The record is from RefSeq and is a predicted model, not a curated record.
GCCGUUGGCGGCGGGGGGAGGGGAGGGACGGACGGCCUCCCCGCGACCGUUACUGCCGGCGGGAAGAGGCCGGCGGCCGUGGUCACUAUGCUGGAUGGAAACAAUACAAAUACAUACAAAGAGUACCACCGAAUAUUGAAAGAAGUUUUAAAGUCAAGGAACUUGAGCACAGGAGGAAGAUGAAAGAUAGCAUCCCUGAAGAACAUUUGUAUUUGGGUUUUUCUUGUCAGUAUGAGGAUACCAUCUUUCCUCUUCAUACAUCUAUUUCGCUAUUUUUGCUGUCCUACUGUGACUGCAAAUUAUUCAAAAUUUUCUUAGUGCCAACUGGUGAAAAUGUAGAUAAUCAGCUUGUGACAAAAAACCUACUUCACAAUCUUGAGGUCUGCUUAAUCUCCAGACAUGAGCUUCCUAUGGUGGUGCGGAGCUGCUGUUUACCUGCUGUUGUUGUGAAAGAUGGCAAAUUCUGUCGAGCUGGCCUGUCUGUUGUCUUAAGGCACAUAAUACAGAAAACCUAUGAGGCAGAUGCAUCCAAAAAGGAUGUUUUGGAACUUUUAGGCUUUAAGAAGACCUGCUUAAAAGCCUGUGCUGAAGUUAGCCAGUGGACCAGACUUUGUGAGAUAAGCAUACCUCUGGCUGUUGAGAGAUUUUUGACGGGAUCUGCUGAACACUGUCAAACUAUUCCUCCUGACAUUUUAGAGCUUGAAAGGAAGCUUGGAGAACCUGUCCGAGUACAUAAUGAUGACAAAAUCCGAAGGCAAAAACUUCAGCAACAGAAGGCCAGUGCCAAGGCUGCACUGCCUGUACUUAAUAAAGAAGUAGCAGCAGGAGAAAAAACAGUACAAAUGCAUGAACAUCCACUUUCAAGUCUGGAACUGAGCAUAGCUUUCUCCAAACCGCUUGUCCAGGAAGCCUCAGCUACAGUCAACAGGGAGCCCCCUCACAUCAGGAAAACAAAAACCUCCGACCUUCCACCUUUGGACCAUGUUUUUGCAGAAGGGCUUUAUUUCACCUUGACAGAUAUAGUGCUUUUGCCAUGCAUCCAUCAGUUCUUGGUUUUCAGCAAAAAGCAAAGCAAAAAUCUGUUAAAUUUGCCUCUGAUAUCCAGUUGGUAUCGAAGAGUUCAGGAAGUACCUAGAAUAAAGCACGCUGCUGACAAAUGUAAUAUGCAGCUUCUCCAACUGCCAGAGUUGCAAUCUACUCCAGAGGAACAGCUACAAAACUUCUGUUUGGUUCCCAAUGAAUUAGAAGAGGAGCAUGAAGACAAUCAUUUUAUAGGUGGUCCAAGGCCAACUAUGACUAAGUUAAUGGAAAGUGGCAUUGAAGCAAAGUUUUUUCCUCAUCCAUGCCCUAACUGGACCCUAGACUGGAAGGGUCUACCAGCUGCAGUCACUCCUGGAGAAGGAAAGAUGUCCAAAGACCGGGCUUUGAGGAAACAGCAGCAAUUGAAUAAUUUGGUAGCAGUGGUGAAAAAGCUUGCUAAGCCUGGAGAUGUGAUUGUGGAUUUUUGCAGUGGAGGGGGCCAUGUUGGAAUUGUUCUUGCUCAUAUGAUGCCAUUAUGUCAGGUGGUGCUAAUAGAAAAUAAGGAAUUGUCACUGAUCCGCGCCAAAGACAGAAGCGAUGAACUAGGUUUAAACAACAUUUGCUUCAUUCAAGCAAAUUUGGACUAUUUUAAUGGAACUUUUAAUAUUGGGGUAGCUCUGCAUGCCUGCGGUGUGGCAACAGACAUGGUGAUCGAACACUGCAUCAAGGCUCAGGCAGCCUUUGUCAUCUGCCCAUGUUGUUAUGGCUUCAUUCAAAAUACAGUGAAGUUUACAUAUCCACAAAGCCAUCAAUUCAAAGAAAUUUUAUCUUACAAGGAGCACAUGAUUCUUUGCAGAUUUGCAGAUCAGACAGCUGUUCAGCUUCCACCUGAACGCCGACUAAUAGGGAAGCAAUGUAUGGGGCUUGUGGAUCUGGAUCGGGCAUGGGCUGCAGAAGGAAGAAAUUACUCUGUCCAAGUAAUAUCUAUGGAGCCAGAAAGUUGUUCCCCAAAGAACAAUAUGCUUGUGGGCACUCCUACUUAGACUGUGAAACUCUCAUUUAAUUUGAAGUUGAACAUAAAUCCUCGGUGCAUAAUGACAUCCAGCAGAUAUGAGCAGAGCUGGGAGCCAGACAUCAUGCAUCUUGAACUCAUUGUGUUUGGAAAAAGGAAGCAGCAGGAAAAGUCUUAGAAAGUGCACUGCCUGCAAAGCAUCACAAAUUGUACUUGUAACAUGUCAUUGAGCAGCUUUUGGUCCUCUUACUGAGAAGUUUCUCAAUCUGAUACCUGUCCAUGGAAUUACAUCCACCAGCAAAAGUUCAGAAGAGAGUUGAUUUCAUUGAAGGGAAAGCGAUUUCCUUUUCAGUAAAGCUGUCUUGGCUGCUUCAAAAUUUCAUUCAUGUUCAAAACAGCAUUUGUGCCCACAGGCAGAGCAUUUAUCUGCCAAUGAUGCAGAUCAACAGAGAAACUGAAAAGAUCAAAUUUAUGAUGUUACUAAGGGCAGGCUGUGCAACAGGUGGUGGCUUGACUUUGAUAAAGAAUUCCGUGCUUCUGUAGCAAGAUUGUUUUUAAUAAAGUUUGCAGAAAUACUGCUUGUAGAAAAAUGUAUUCUAAUUUAUCAAUCCCUAAGAAAAGCCUUUUAAAAUCAACUUUAAAUAUGAUGCAGGAGUUCUGUGAUCGGGCAUUUGAAAGUGUGUGUAGUUAAAGAAAGCAGAACCUAAUUUAUCCAUUACCAGACAACAGGAAGUGGUGAAGAUAUCAGCAAACUGCUACUUCAUUGCCACCUCUACUAGUUGAAGUGUAUUGCUUCCCAUUCUUAGGAAACUCACUGACGAAACCAAUAUUUACAUCAUUUUAAUUUAUUUUCAUAUUUGGUUUAAAAUUUGAAAAAAGUUGCAGUUGUGGAACUAUAUGAAAAGAUCAACCACAGAUGUGCUACAGUAAAAUGGAAAUAUAUGUUCUGUGCUCUGAUUAGAGGACACUUUUCUACUCUAAUUUUAAAUCAUUUGUAGACACUAUCACAGAAGAAAGUGAAUUUUUUCCUGCAUGUUUGAGUUCAGUACGUUUAUGUAUUCUUCAUGGAUUACCUUAAAUAUAUUCAAAGUCUCAUCAGUGUGAACAUAUCUUCAGUGAAUGUUUCAAACAGACCUACAGGACAGCAAAAGAUGUUGGAGAGAAAAGGGACCUUGAAAUAUUUUAUUCCUUAGAAAAUAUAUAUCUCUAAAAGAUCUAAAUUUGGGGGGUUUUAUGUGAUGUCUGAAGGAAGCUGCAUGCUAUUUUAUCUGGAAGCACAAAGGUAUGCAAGCAGACAGGAAAAAUCCCACAGAUGCAACAAAAAUCUCUCCAGUGUAGAACCAGGCUUUACAGGAAGAAAACGUUUUGCAGAAGCAAUGGAAAGACACAGCAGACUCUAGUCUGACUAUUUAGACCUGAUUGUUGCAGAUCUUCUGAAAGUUUGUAUAGCACCAACUGUGAUGGAGACCUUGAAACAGAACCCCUUCUAUGUUUGGACUCCGUUGCUGUGGGUAUUUGAAGAAUUUUAAGAUUUAUUUUAAGGAGCUUUUGUUUUAAAAACACCUGAGUUAGUGUCAAAUGUCAGUAGUAAUGUUUGCGUUAAAUUGAUCUUCUGAGAGGCUAUGUAAAAAUUAGCUAAUAGAAUCUGUGUAUACAAUAUUGAAGUCAUGACCUCCAGAUCAAAAGAGACCAAAAGCUCUUGAAGUGUUUUAUAUAUUCUGGACUUGAGCAGUGGUAGAAAUCUUAUGCAUUCUGUAAGUUGUUGAAAUAGACAUCCACACAGCAGAAGGGAAAAUGGGCAUGGAGGGCAGAACUAAACCAAAAAAAUAUUAACCCAGAAUGAGCUGUUUGCACAUUCACAGAUGUAUGAGCAAGAUGGGGUCACGGCUUAGGUAACUACUGAAACAUAAUAAUCCAGUGAUAGCCCGGAGAGGUGUACCAAGUGUGCCCAAAUCAAACAGGACAGGUGCUUGCUAUGCAGCCUUCAUCCUUUUAGCGCUAAGAAAGCAUUACAUUACCAGGUCAUAAGAUGCUGCACCUAUAUGUGGCACAAAGAAAAGUAUAAUGUGUUGCAACUCAGUUUUAUUGGACAUACUGUGAAAAUCCUGUAAAAAAAAAAUACACUCUUCCUACUGAUCAAAAUGCAUAGAAAAAACACCUACAGAGAACAACCAUAACUAGCUCUCAGUUAAAAAGUCUGAAGCUGGAAAAUGCUGCUGAUGUGAUAUCAUUCGUUUGCCUUUUUAGACCCCUAUACACUUCCUCUGCCAGCUGUGGCUUAUGUUUAGUUGGCAGCAAGUAUACUGGAUUGUAGAAAUAAAUUAUUACCCAUCAUGUUA